CGUGUUAUGUUGUUAUCAAGCUAAGCCUCACAAAAUAAACGACCACAAAAAUUGUAAUAAAAGUUUAGGUAAUUAAUCUCGAUCCUCUAACUAAAAUAGGCCAAAUUGAAACAAAUUACCGGAAUCAGCACUCCCAAUUUUUUUUUUAUAUAAAAAUUUCACCAAAAUUCGUAUAAAACCCCAAACCCAACCAACGGCGACAAAGAAGCCUAGGCCUCCCUCUCUUUGAUCUCAUCAAUUAUUACGGAGAGACCUGAGAAAGAAUAACUAAAUAAUUUAAAAAAAAAAAAAAAACCCUCCAAAUAUUAUUGUAUAGAGUUAGUAUAGAAUUUUAGGAAGAAAAUAUACUUAUUUUAAAAUGGCUUUCAACGUCUCUAAAUCUUUCUCAAUGGUCUUUCUGGCAAUGGCUAUUUUAUUAGUUUUUACCGGCCCAACCCACGGCCGCAGCCUCCGCCUCAAGGGGCGUCGCUCAGGCGGCGAUAUUUGCCGAAGAGCCGACUACACCGCCGUAUGCCGCGCCGCCGUGAAGGGCCAGAAGAACCCGUUCGUUGCCACCCAAUUGGCAGUAAAGCAACUGAUUUCGUCGACUUUCGGCGCGAAAAAAGCGGCGUCGAAAGGGGGAAGGGGGUCCCCGGUUCUCGGGAUCUGCAGAGAAAAUUACGAUGAUGCCCUUAGUAACCUACAGUCGAGUUUGAGCAAGAUGAGGGCCCACGAUAAGGGCAGCUUUAAUAGCUACGUGUCCGCGUCCCUGACCGAUUUUGUCACGUGCGACGAUGCGUUUUCCGAAAUGGGCAUGAGUUCACCGCUGACGAGAACCAACGCCAGGCUCCGCCAAAUGGCCAGUAAUAUCUUGUACUUGGCCACUUUGUGGCGCUAAAGCUAAUGGACUAGGCAAUUGGGCUUGGGCCUGACCUUGAGCUUUCAGUGCUAUUAUUUGGAUUUGAUUUGUUUCACUAAUUUUUUUUUCUUUUUUAAAAUUGAUUUUUUUAAUUGUUUUUUUAUUCGGAAAAAGUGUUCAUAUACUGAAGAAGUCAGUGCGCUUCGGUGCCAUAUUUGUUUGU
Humulus lupulus (European hop) is the source of this 1061-nucleotide messenger RNA. RefSeq lists its product as uncharacterized. Lineage: Eukaryota; Viridiplantae; Streptophyta; Magnoliopsida; Rosales; Cannabaceae. The coding region runs from base 359 to 877 and encodes 172 amino acids. Gene Ontology annotation, molecular function: enzyme inhibitor activity. The transcript has a single exon. The record is from RefSeq and is a predicted model, not a curated record.